AUGGCAGGUUGGAAUCAUACAGGUGUGAAGGAAUUCCUUCUGGUAGGUUUAACUGAAAAUCCUAAUUUGCAGAUCCCUCUCUUUGUGCUUUUCAUUCUUAUUUAUUUCAUCACGCUGGUAGGUAAUUGGGGGAUGAUCGUGUUGAUCUGGUUAAAUACUCAACUUCAUAGUCCAAUGUACUUCUUCCUUAGCAACCUCUCUUUUUGUGAUAUCUGUUACUCUACUGUCAUUGCUCCUAAAAUGCUGGUCAAUUUCCUGUCAAAACACAAGUCCAGCACAUUUGCCGGCUGUGUUCUACAGAGUUCCUUUUUUGCAGUGUAUGGAUCCACAGAAGGCAUCCUCCUCUCUAUGAUGGCUUAUGACCGCUAUGUAGCAAUAGCCAACCCUUUGCUGUAUACAGUCAUUAUGACCCAAAGGGUUUGUAUUCUGAUGGUUCUUGUAUCUUACUUGGGAGGGCUCAUUAACUCCCUGACACAAACAAUAGGUUUGCUCAAACUAGACUUCUGUGGUCCGAACAUUGUGAAUCAUUAUUUCUGUGAUAUCCCCCCUCUUCUGAAACUCUCUUGCUCAGAUGCCCACAACAAUGAAAUGCUGCUUUUAAUAUUCUCUGGGGUCGUUGCAAUGUUCACUUUAAUUAUCAUUGUGGUCUCUUAUACUCGCUUCAUCAUCGCCAUCCGGAGAAUCCACUCGGCUGAGGGGAGGCACAAAGCCUUCUCUACUUGUGCCUCCCACCUGACUGCUGUGACCUUAUUCUAUGGCUCUGGAACCUUUAGUUACAUCCAGCCAAGCUCUCAGUAUUCCCUGGAACAGGAGAAGGUCUCCGCUGUGUUUUAUACGUUGGUGAUCCCCAUGCUAAACCCACUGAUUUAUAGUCUGAGGAAUAAGGAUGUGAAAGAUGCAGCAAAAAGGUCAAUAUGGCGGAAAAGAACCUCCACUUGA
Messenger RNA from Camelus dromedarius (Arabian camel), 939 nucleotides. Its product is annotated as olfactory receptor 5J3-like. Lineage: Eukaryota; Metazoa; Chordata; Mammalia; Artiodactyla; Camelidae. Gene Ontology annotation, biological process: G protein-coupled receptor signaling pathway; sensory perception of smell. Gene Ontology annotation, molecular function: olfactory receptor activity; G protein-coupled receptor activity; odorant binding. Gene Ontology annotation, cellular component: membrane. The coding region runs from base 1 to 939 and encodes 312 amino acids. The transcript has a single exon. The record is from RefSeq and is a predicted model, not a curated record.